CGCAACGCACCUUCGCAUACGGUCGCUAAUCGCACCACGUCCUUGGAGCGCUCUUAUCGAUACGUAAACAGUUCGCAACGACGUAUUUGAAGGUGAAGACGACGACGGAUCGACACGACUCGAACAGGUGCACGGGCUAGCAUGUCCGUGCCGUCGAUGGUAGUGCAACAUCGAUCAGGAGAGGCUCUGAUAGUGCGCAGCGGCGACGCGCUUUUCGACGACUUUGACGACGAGAAAGACCUCCCCGAGUGCAAGGUUAAGCGAAACUACUCGUGCGCCAGCUGCGACUUCUUCACGCAAAACCCCAGGCACUACCUCUACCAUCUCCGCGAUGUUCACGAGGAGAAAGUGAGGAUCUACGAGUGCCCCAACUGUCUCUACGCCUCCAAACACUUCCAGAAGCUGUUGCGUCACACCAAGAUGGUGCACGGCGACAAGGACGACGACGACAGAGCCGACACGCCGCCGCCGGACGACCCCGAAACGGUGUUCAAAUGCUCAGUUUGUGCGUUUAGCGCCCGCACCCGAGCCCAACUCGAUCGCCACGAGCGCGCCGAGCACAUCAAGACAAAAUUCUUCAAAUGCACCAAGUGCACAUACGCCACCCACAUGAAGGCGCGCUUCACCAAACACGUCAAAUACCACUCGAUGCCGAUGAUCAAGUGCGACAUGUGCGACUUUCGCACCCCCUACAAGUGGAACCUGGACCGCCACUGCAAGAACCACAACGGCAAGGGCGCCUUCCGGUGCUCGGCGUGCAACUUCACCGCCGACAUCAAGCAGAGUUUGACCGUGCACGAGAUGAACCACCAUGUGCCGCCCGUGGGCCAGGCGGCGGGCCUGGGGGUGGGGCGCCGACGCAACAAGGUGGGGGCGAGCGACGCCACCGCCGCCGAGGAGGCCGCGCGCCAAGAACAGGUACCCCCCGAAACGGAAAAGAAAACCAAGCACAGUCCCGAGCAGGGCUCCUUCGGACCGGACUUUAUCAACCCGGAUGACAUCAUCCACCACGCCAAUGGCAACGUCUACAUCAAAAACAAGUGCAAGUUGUGUAACUACAAGUCAGCAUGGGCCUCAGAAAUGACCAGACACGAGCAAAAAGUACACAAUAUUAAUACUGACCCGAAACCGAAUAAGAAACCCACAAGACCCAUACCCAAUCUCAUCCCCAUACCCUCCAAGGUGAAGAAGGAGCAAGAACCUGAAAUGACAGAGCAAGACAUUAACGAUAUUUGCGCCAAAUCGGCCAACAGCGCCCUCAAGGACUUUGCGUCGUUGUUUGGCAGCGAAGACGUCUUUGAAAAUUGUCAAACUAAAAUCCCUGAUCUCAUCCCAACCACUAAACAAACCACCACCGAUGAAUUCAAACAAAAGAAUGCCUCCUUCUUUGACAAACUCAAAGAGAAACUCAUGAGUAGCACCAACUCCAUGACGUGUCCAUUGUGCGGACAUAAGAGCAAAUGUUUAUCGGAACAAAUCAAACAUCAGAAAAAAUGUGGUAAAGACAACCAUACUCAAACUCCGAGUACGUUCACGAGCUCCUCCAGGUGUCAGUAUUGCCGACAGAGGUGCAAGUCGAGUCAGGGCCUCUACACCCAUCAAUUGACAUGUCCCGAAGCCCUCAAAGCGGCCGACGAGUCCGAAAACGAGCUAAGAAUCGACGAAAGCCAAUCCGAGGAUGGUGAAACCAACAACAAUAAUAAACCCCAUCCGAUGGAGAAUCGUGUUUUCAUCUGGAACAACAUUGAAUUCCCCAUGGAUGUGGAAGUUGAUGAUUCGAAAUAUGAGUACAAAGUCGAUGAUAACGUCUCCUUGGACCUCUCAGUGCGCACCCAAUCACCUGGAGGUAGUGAACGCAGUGAGAGCAGCUACGUGGGACAGGAAUUCACCACCACCCAUCUACACUCCCCCGUCGCCGACAAGAUUCCCACCCAUGGGAAUGACAUCACCGUGGCGCAGCACAAACGUGUCUUUAAGUGCCCCCAUUGCACCUUUUGGGCCUCGACGGCGUCGCGUUUCCACGUGCAUAUUGUAGGGCACUUGAAUAAGAAGCCCUUCGAAUGCUCACUUUGCGCCUACAGGUCGAACUGGCGAUGGGACAUUACCAAACAUAUCAAAUUGAAAUCGGUGAGAGACCCAGCGCAUGAAAGCGCCAAGGUUUUGAUGACGGACGAAACGGGACGCAGGAAUUACACCAAGUACAAUAAAUACUUGACUGAGAUCCAUGUGAGUGGGAAUCAGAGUUUGGAUACGAGUGGAGGGUCGGGGACGAGGCCCAAGCACCAUGAUAGGAACACCUCGCCGAGUCAAAAUAAGGGUGAUUUACCGAAAUUGACGCGAGCGCCAUCUGGGAAUGAUUUUAGUCCGAUGUUGAGGCCGCCGCCGCCGUUGAAAGCCGCCGAUGGAUCGUUUUUCAAAGUUGAUAAGAAUAAGAGGUCCAAUGUGGAUAAUAAGAGGACGUUUUUCAAAUGCAAGAAGUGUAAUUUUAGGGACGUUUCUCGCGAGAUCCUCUUGGCGCACGUGAAGGGCCACUACCCGCAGGGCUCCGGCGGGGGCGUUUCUGCGUCCAGCCCCAGUCAGGACUUGAGUUUGCGAGGUUCCAGUCCCGAGAAAGAUGAGGCAAGUGUUAGCACGUCAGCGAAAGGGAGCCAAGCGCCCUUCCGCUGCGGUCACUGCAACCAGGUAUCAAAUUGGAAGCAUGUCAUUCAGCGCCACUGUCGUCUGAAACACAGCGGAGACAUUCGCGUCGUUAGCAACAAAAACGGCCAAGAAAAACUCGAAAUCGAAGAACAAACCGAUGAACCGGAUCACGUGGAUGUGCCCCAAGAUGGGGCUUUCAAAUGCAAUGUGUGCCCCUUUUCCAGUGAUAGUCAGGAGGAAUUCGACGAGCAUCUCCCUGGGCAUUCGCCGACAACCGAAAGUGUCUUCAAGUGUCAAUUUUGCAAUUAUUUCGUCAACCAGAAGGAAAAUCUCUUCGAUCAUUUGAGACUUCAUGGAAUCGGCGAUCCGGAGGAUUUCCUCAAUAAGUUGUACUCGAGUCCGGAAGGGGACCUCGGGAAGAGGUUCAAAUGUAUGGUGUGCCCCUACGUGACCAAUUCCAAAUCACAGUAUACUUACCAUAAGCAGUUUCAUAAACCUAGAGGGGGCCAAUACACUUGCACCCAGUGUAGUUAUAAUGUUAGUAAGCGACACUUGUUGCACCAACACUUGAAAGUCCAUGGGAUUAGUAUCACACCUCAGAAACAAAACGGAGAUGUGAUUGAUCUCGAUGAUAUUUCCGAUGAGAUUGAGGAGGUGUCUUCGGGGGGUUUCGAGAGCCAGAAUUUCCCAGAUAUCCCACUGGUGUGGGUCUCCAAAAACGAUAAAUUCUCCAAAAUGUUUAAAUGUCGCUACUGUCCUCAUGUCAACUUGAGAAAAGUCAAUAUCCAAGAGCAUGAGAAAAUGCACAGUGUGAGGGAGAAAAACCCGAAUUCGAGUCGAUUAAACGAUGUAGAGCAUCGUUGUAGUGAGUGUAACUACGUGUGCAACAACGCGGGAGUGUUAUCAUCACACUCAAAGGUUCAUCAAGGGUUAUAUGGAACGGUUCAUUGUCUCGUAGAUCAAGUCAAAUCGGACGAGGAGCAAAUCCGUGAAUUGAGCAAGUUUUUGAAUACUCGACCCCUUGAAACCAUCAAUUUGGACGAUUAUGAGAAUCCGGAAAGUUCCGGUUUUGGGGACCCCGAAGAACAGGAUAACACUUUGUACUUUUGUAGCGAGUGUCCUGCUCGAUUUUUAAAAGAGAACGAGUUUAAAAUCCACACUAGAUUGCAUGGUUUGAGGUCGUACUACAAAUGCGACCAUUGCUCGUACUCAGCACGACAAAAACCCCAUUUAUUGGCACACAAAAACGUGCACUCGCAACAGUACCAAGACAGGACUCAAGUGUUGCAAACUAUGUACAAAUCGAGCAAUCAACCCCCUGAUUUGUACUCGAGUAUGAACACUGAAGGUGAGACGAUUUGGUUGGUUUCGGGUUGUAGUAGUGAGAUCAAAGAUUUGGAAAUGGACGUGGAGAGUCUUAGUGCCAUACUAAACAAACCCCCGAAGAGUAGUCUCAACGUGCCGUUAUCGGGAACCGAGCUCUUUUUGCAAAAGUCCGAAGCCCAGCAAAAGCUAAAAGAGCCGUCGCCCCCAUCGCCCAAAGCCAGUGACCCCCAAUUCGGGAGUCUCAUGCACGGCAACCCAAAUUUCGUGUACCCCACGUACCUGAAGAACGGCAAGAUGAAGGAGAAGCGCUACAAGUGCCAUAAAUGCCCCAGUGCGUUCGAGAAACGAGAGCAAUACAAAGUCCAUUUGAACCUUCAUGGGUCGAAACAGCGCUACAAUUGCGAGUAUUGCGACUACUCGGUGAAGUACUACGCGAAUUAUGUGCAACACUUGAAGAAGCACAAGAUGAACUCGGAGGCGUUGGCGGCGCGCGGCGCCGACGACGUCGAAAUGGAAGUCGAUGAUGAAGAAGUUACCAUUGAGGCUAGUGAUAAGAAGCUGUCGCUCGGUGAUCAGCAGGCGUUGAAUAUACUCCAGCAACGAUUGUUAGUCAAUAGUGCUAGUCCGAAGGAGGAGGAGAAGAAGGCCGUGACGUUCAAUUGUCCGAAUUGUCCGUAUGUGAAUCACCGGAAGGACGCGGUGGAUAACCACCAGAAGCGACACGUGAGCGUCUCGGGGAGUAAAAGUAACUACACGUGUGAGCAUUGUGAUUACUCGGUUCCGCAAGUGCACUUUUUGAGGGAGCAUGCCAAGUUGCACUUUGUGCCGAAUAAGGGCCAAGUGGAUGGUUACAUGUAUUGUGAUAGUUUGAAGCUGGUGGCGAGGAAGGUGGAGGAUGAGAAGGAGGAUGUGAUUUUUGAGGAGGGAGUGGAGGAAGUUACCGACAAGUUUAAUAACAAUGACGGGGAAAAACAGUUUGUUAAUGUAGAUACGGGGGAAGUAGCCGAAAAGGGGGGUAGUGAUAAAAUGGAUGAGAGUUAGUCAGAUUUCUAGUGAUAAUUAUUCAGAGGACUAACAGGUUUGCCUUAGUCGUAAAUAUAGAGUAUUUCUACAGAGUAUUUUCACAUAUUGAUAGCAAAUUUUCAUGUAGUAUUAAUUUUAAAGAAUUUUCUUACUUGAAUAGUGUUAUUAUUGUAUCUUGUAUUUAUUAUGUUUUAUCUAAUUGAUGUUCGUUCAUUCAUGGGUUUAUUAAUUAAUAACGCCAAAGCAUUUAAUGCCAAAUUUUGCCAUUAUUGUUGUAUUGUUUACAGAGAAUAUAUGAGUUAUAUUGCA
Molecule: messenger RNA, 5298 nt
Organism: Tribolium madens (black flour beetle)
Lineage: Eukaryota; Metazoa; Arthropoda; Insecta; Coleoptera; Tenebrionidae
Product: zinc finger protein Xfin
Exons: 6
Coding region: 142-5007 (1621 amino acids)
Biological process (GO): regulation of transcription by RNA polymerase II
Cellular component (GO): nucleus; chromosome
Molecular function (GO): chromatin insulator sequence binding
Source: RefSeq, a predicted model, not a curated record